AUGGAUCAAUACAUCUUCCCCCGGAGCGACCGGAAACUCCACCAGCCCCUCUAUCGACCGUCCCGUUUCGCCGCGACCCAGACUUUGAUAGCUCUUGUGGGCAUCGGUGGUGUCGGGAAAUCGCAACUUAGUAUCGAAUACUCCUACCGCGUCCGAUCCCAAUCACCGGCGACAUGGGUUUUCUGGGUUCAUGCAAGUAACGCGGUCCGGUUUGAGCAAAGUUUCCGGGAUAUCGCCGACCAGGCCAAAAUGGUCGGGCGCCAGGAUCCCACAGUGAAUAUAUUCCGACUCGUCGAAAGCUGGCUCCAGGAUAGCAAGAGAGGAAAGUGGUUGCUGAUUCUUGAUAAUAUUGAUGACGAUGGGUUCCUUCGCCAGCCCCUGGCGACAGGUCAGCAGGGUGCGGAGGUCGGCCAAACCAAUGCCUCGACAAAGCCACUAUUAGAAUUCCUCCCCCAAAGCCCGAACGGUUCAAUAAUUAUCACAAGUCGGAGCCGAGAGGUAGCAUUGAAAAUUGUCGACCGCCAGGACAUCAUUAAAGUCGAACCAAUGAAAAAGCCCGAGGCGCUAGAACUGCUCCAACGAAAAGUUGGACUGCCAGCGGAAACCCCUGAUAUUCUGAAGUUGGUGGAGGAACUGGAGUUCAUGCCACUAGCGAUCAUACAGGCUGCCGGCUACAUCGGAGUCUCAGAGGAUCUUCUUCGAGCUCAAUACGAGAUCAAAACCGACGAUUCGAGCUCGGAGGAGUUUACGUUGGAGCACAGUGACGAUGAUAUGGAUAGCACGUCUGGAUCUAAGACGGAUUAUAAUUUUGAGGAUGAUAUCACAACAUUAAGAGACUUUUCAUUUAUUUCUAUCGAAAAGGACAACACGGUCUUCACAAUGCAUCGGCUGGUGCAACUGACUGUGCGUGUCUGGCUGAAAACUGAUGAACAGCUAGAGCGAUGGAAGGAGCAAUUUAUCAUGAUCCUGUGGCAAAGGCUUCCGACAGGUGAAUAUGAAAACUGGGCACAGUGCCAGCCGCUCUUUCCACAUGUGAAAUCAGCCAUGUCACAACGACCAGAAUCACAAGACUCACUAGAAAAAUGGGCUACGCUGCUUUACAGAGGGGCAUGGUAUGCGCGAGAACGCGGAAGUAUUGCGGAAUCAAUGGAUAUGGCAUCUAGAUCGCGGAAGCAAAGGACAUUAAUGUUUGGCCCCGAGGGUGAACAGACCCUCAGUAGCUCUGCGAUGUUAGCGGACGCACACCGACUGGAGGGGCAAUGGGAAGAGGCAGAACAACUCGAGGUGCAGGUGAUGGAGACUCGCAAGACGAAGCAGGGUGCGGACCAUCCUGACACGCUGACGAGUAUGGCCAAUCUGGCAUCGACGUAUAGGAACCAGGGCCGAUGGGAAGAGGCCGAGCAACUCUUUGUGCAGGUCAUGGAGACUCGCAAGACGAAACUCGGCGCGGACCAUCCCUCAACGCUGAUGAGUAUGGCCAACCUGGCGUCGACACUCUGGAACCAGGGCCGAUGGGAAGAGGCAGAACAACUCGAGGUGCAGGUGAUGGAGACAUUCAAGACGAAGCUCGGCGCGGACCAUCCCUCAACGCUGACGAGUAUGGCCAACCUGGCGUUGACGUAUAUGAACCAGGGCCGGUGGGAGGAGGCCGAGCAGCUCUUUGUGCAGGUCAUGGAGAAUUUCAAGACGAAGCUCGGCGCGGACCAUCCUGACACACUGACGAGUAUGGCCAAUCUGGCGUCGACAUUCUGGAACCAGGGCCGGUGGAAAGAGGCAGAGCAACUCUUUGUGCAUGUCAUGGAGAAUUUCAAGACGAAGCUCGGCGCGGACCAUCCUGACACGCUGACGAGUAUGGCCAACCUGGCGUCGACACUCUGGAACCAGGGCCGAUGGGAAGAGGCAGAACAACUCGAGGUGCAGGUGAUGGAGACUCGCAAGACGAAACUCGGCGCGGACCAUCCCUCAACGCUGACGAGUAUGGCCAACCUGGCGUCGACGUAUAUGAACCAGGGCCGGUGGAAAGAGGCCGAGCAGCUCGAGGUCCAGGCCAUGGAGACUCGCAAGAUGAAGCUCGGCGCGGACCAUCCUGACACACUGACGAGUAUGGCCAACCUGGCGUCAACGUAUAGGAACCAGGGCCGAUGGGAAGAGGCCAAGCAGCUCGAGGUCCAGGUCAUGGAGAAUUUCAAGACGAAGCUCGGCGCGGACCAUCCCUCAACGCUGACGAGUAUGGCCAACCUGGCGUCGACGUAUAUGAGCCAGGGCCGGUGGAAAGAGGCAGAGCAGCUCGAGGUCCAGGUUAUGGAGACUCGCAAGACGAAGCUCGGCGCGGACCAUCCUGACACGCUGACGAGUAUGGCCAACCUGGCGUCGACGUAUAUGAGCCAGGGCCGGUGGAAAGAGGCAGAGCAGCUCUUUGUGCAGGUCAUGGAGACUCGCAAGACGAAGCUCGGCGCGGACCAUCCCUCAACGCUGACGAGUAUGGCCAACCUGGCGUCGACACUCUGGAACCAGGGCCGAUGGGAAGAGGCCGAGCAGCUCUUUGUGCAGGUCAUGGAGACAUUCAAGACGAAGCUCGGCGCGGACCAUCCCUCAACGCUGACGAGUAUGGCCAAUCUGGCGUCGACGUAUACGAAGCAGGGCCGGUGGGAAGAGGCCGAGCAGCUCGAUGUCCAGGUUAUGGAGACAAGCAAGACGAAGCUCGGCGCGGACCAUCCUGACACGCUGACGAGUAUGGCCAAUCUGGCGUCGACAUUCUGGAACCAGGGCCGGUGGAAAGAGGCAGAGCAACUCUUUGUGCAGGUCAUGGAGACUCGCAAGACGAAGCUCGGCGCGGACCAUCCCUCAACGCUGACGAGUAUGGCCAACCUGGCGUCGACACUCUGGAACCAGGGCCGAUGGGAAGAGGCCGAGCAGCUCUUUGUGCAGGUCAUGGAGACAAGCAAGACGAAGCUCGGCGCGGACCAUCCUGACACGCUGACGAGUAUGGCCAAUCUGGCGUCGACAUUCUGGAACCAGGGCCGGUGGAAAGAGGCAGAGCAACUCUUUGUGCAGGUCAUGGAGACUCGCAAGACGAAGCUCGGCGCGGACCAUCCUGACACGCUGACGAGCAUGGCAAACGUCGCCUAUACCCUUCGCUCGUCGGGUCAAAGCAAAGCCGCUUUGCUGUUAAUGGGCGAAUGCGUUCUACUUUGUGACCGAAAACUAGGCCCUGACCAUCCACAUACUAUGUCCUUCAAAUCUGCCCUUAACAAAUGGCGUAGGAAGGACGAGUCUCUAUCUUUCGAGAAUAUUAAAGCGCCAACCGAAACCAACGAUGACCAAAUCCUAGCCAGUCCCACAGAAACCCCCGAGCCAGUUUCCAAACCUGACCGACAUGGUAGGCGCAAAAUCUUCUCGCGCCUCUUCAGUAGAAAAUAG
Molecule: messenger RNA, 3420 nt
Organism: Penicillium argentinense
Lineage: Eukaryota; Fungi; Ascomycota; Eurotiomycetes; Eurotiales; Aspergillaceae
Exons: 5
Coding region: 1-3420 (1139 amino acids)
Cellular component (GO): kinesin complex
Molecular function (GO): protein binding
Source: RefSeq, a predicted model, not a curated record